Danio aesculapii is the source of this 792-nucleotide messenger RNA. RefSeq names its product histone H3-like centromeric protein A. The transcript has a single exon. Lineage: Eukaryota; Metazoa; Chordata; Actinopteri; Cypriniformes; Danionidae. The record is from RefSeq and is a predicted model, not a curated record. Gene Ontology annotation, molecular function: structural constituent of chromatin; DNA binding; protein heterodimerization activity. Bases 124 to 561 code for a protein of 145 amino acids. Gene Ontology annotation, cellular component: nucleosome.
UUGUAUGUCAACCACCAAUAAAACUCAUAGGAAAAGGAAGAAGAGAGCGCUGUUUGAAAAUUUGAACGGCGGGAUACUCAAAAACGACAACAUCUAUAACAUCUGAUCUGACAUUUGGUGGCCAUGCGUCACAAAACAUCGGCACACAAGCGAAAGCUAUCGACGCCUAGACACAGAUCUCCCCCUGCGUCACUACCACCGCCGGCAGCGUCAAGAACCCGCCGCCACAGCGGACCAUCCGGAUCAUCCCCGCGCAAGAAACACAGAUUUCGCCCUGGCACACGAGCUCUCAUGGAGAUACGCAAGUAUCAGAAGUCUACCGGUCUUCUGCUGCGCAAGGCUCCGUUUUCACGACUAGUGCGGGAGGUGUGUCAGACGUUCAGCCGAGAGCACAUGAUGUGGCAAGGAUAUGCUUUAAUGGCUCUACAGGAGGCUGCAGAAGCCUUCAUGGUUCGUCUGUUUUCUGAUGCCAACCUCUGUGCCAUCCACGCCAAGAGAGUGACGUUGUUUCCACGUGACAUACAACUCGCCCGGAGAAUCAGAGGCGUUGAACACAUGUAAAACCGCAUGUCCGGUUUCAAUCAAUCUCCUUCAGUCAUGCUGAUGUAAGGACACAAGAUAUAUUCUAAGCUUUUAUUAUUACAGGCCUCAAAUCAAAUGUUACGAUAGUUAUACAUGUUCAGCCAAAUAAACCAGAUGUUUGUAUGAAAUUAAAGUGUGCUGGGACACUUUUAACAUUUUUUUUCUAUAAUUGUAAUAUAAAACAUUUUAUUCUGUGUGGUGAAACUGCAA